This is a messenger RNA of Dendrobium catenatum, 810 nucleotides long. RefSeq names its product aminoacylase-1-like. Lineage: Eukaryota; Viridiplantae; Streptophyta; Magnoliopsida; Asparagales; Orchidaceae. Gene Ontology annotation, cellular component: cytoplasm. The record is from RefSeq and is a predicted model, not a curated record. Gene Ontology annotation, biological process: amino acid metabolic process. Gene Ontology annotation, molecular function: aminoacylase activity.
UAGAAGUUCAGAUAACUGUGAGAUACCUAACCAGCUACUUACUGGCAUGUCACUUACAACCGUCGCCGGGGACUUCAUCUUCCUCCUCCUCUUAUUCUCCUCCGGAGCCGUGGGUUUAGGCUUUUCCUUGGAAGAUGAGAAAGCCCAGAUUGAGCGCUUCCAGCAAUACCUCCGUAUUCAAACCGCCCACCCGAACCCCGACUACGCCGGGGCGGUCUCCUUCCUCUCCAGCCAGGCUCGCUCCAUUGGCCUCAAAAUCUUUACCUUAGAGUUGGCGCCAGGAAAACCCCUCCUCCUUCUCUCCUGGACCGGCUCAGAUCCCUCCCUCCCUUCCAUCCUCCUCAAUUCCCACCUGGACUCCGUCCCCGCCGACCCCUUGCACUGGAUUCAACCUCCCUUCUCCGCCUACCGCGACUCCGAUGGCCGUAUAUUUGCUCGCGGCGCCCAGGAUGACAAAUCCAUUGCAAUCCAGUACAUCGAGGCUCUCCGCAACCUCAAAGGUCGCGGGUUUUCUCCUCUUCGGUCCAUCCACGUUUCCCUCGUACCCGAUGAGGAGAUCGGCGGCGCGGAUGGGAACGAAAAGUUUGUUGCUUCCCAGGAGUUCAGGAUGCUUAACGUAGGCUUCGUGCUUGACGAGGGUCAGGCCUCGCCUACGGAUGAGUUCAGGGUCUUCUAUGCCGAUCGCUUGCCAUGGUCGCUGAUCGUCAACGCUGUCGGCGCGCCGGGUCAUGGAUCGAAGAUGUAUGAUGGCUCUGCAGCGGAAAAUCUGAUGGAAUGCGUGGAGGCUAUUGUUCGAUUCAGGGACAGCCA